Musa acuminata AAA Group (dessert banana) is the source of this 1931-nucleotide messenger RNA. RefSeq lists its product as uncharacterized. The record is from RefSeq and is a predicted model, not a curated record. Lineage: Eukaryota; Viridiplantae; Streptophyta; Magnoliopsida; Zingiberales; Musaceae. The coding region runs from base 337 to 1458 and encodes 373 amino acids. The transcript is spliced from 3 exons. Gene Ontology annotation, molecular function: protein binding.
GAAAAGGACGCGCUCCGAGUUAACUCGUGGGCCGAGUUAGACAUGACUCGGACGACUUAAGAUGCCGUCUUGGUCCACGGUCUCUCUCCUAGGCGUGAAUGAGAUUUGCUCGUAGGAAGAGGAAAAAGGGGGCGAGCGGACCGCACGAAGGGGUAAACCUGAUGGUUCAAGCACAAUAUAAGGUUUACCACGUAGGGGCUCGUACCAUUCAAUAUAUGCCUGGUACCGAGCGUACUGCCUGGUACAGUGCUUGUAUCAUGGAUUCUUCCUAUUCUUUAGUAAGAAAUUUAACUUAACAUUAAACUUGAACAUCUGAAGAGAAGGACUACACUAAAGAUGAUGACCACCAGCAAUAUGGAAACAAAGUUUGAGAGCACACCAGGAAAUUCUGAUGCACAUCCUAAGAUGUUGUCAUCAUCAGUGUCACGUGAUCUUCCGGCAGAUAUUGUUGAGCUAAUCCUGAAUCGUUUGAGCUGGCCCAAAGCUUUAAGUCUUGGUCGAGUAAGCAGGACAUGGAGAGCUGCAGUACAGAAUUACAAUCCCAUGGGAGCACAGAGUCCAUGCCUCCUGCACCUUAGGCCUGGCACCGUUCGUUUAUUUAGCACAGUGGAGCAGAGGUGCUCCUUGAUUAGGCGGCCUAAGCUCAAUGGUGAGUGUUGUGGUGCCUACAAAAGCUGGUUGGUUUUGAGACAUCCAUCAUCGAACAAUAUGUCUAUAGUAAAUGUUCUAACAGGAGCAAGUAUCGAGCUUCCACCACUUCAGAUUGAAGGCGAUGUUUUUGUCACCCUGUCGUCAACUCCUACAGCCAGAUGUCUUUUGUUAGCUGAGGUGAGAAACAAAAAGGAGUCAUGUUUCCUUUCUUGCAGGACUGGAGAUGAUGAGUGGACGACACUGGAUAAUUUGUCUGAUUCAUUCCUUGUUCAGUUUUCUGCAUUAUCAGAUGGGAAGCUCUAUUUUGCAGAAGACUCAUUCCUGUUUGUUGUAGACUCGAUUCUCCGUGCAGACUCGGAACCUUCAUUGGUUGACUCUUGGCGCUUUAUGGAUGAGGGAGAACUAAGUAUGUACUUGAUUAAGUGCAAUUCUGAGGUUCUGGUGGUUUUUGCAGCACGAGAAGAUAAGAAUGGCCCCAUUAAUGAUUUCUCAGUAUUCCAGCUUGAGCAAGACACAUCAUUGGUGAACAUGAAAAACAGGAUUUACCAGCGGCUUCUUCCACAAGUGUCAUUUGUAAAGGUAGAGAGCUUGAGGGACCAUGCGAUCUUCUUGGGAAAUAUACAGUCUCUAUGUUUUCCAGUGGAAAAUACUGGGUGCAGAGAGAACUGCAUUUAUUUCACCCAACCUGGUGAUGAAACUGCUUGGCAUGUUUUUGAUAUGGGGAACAAAAGAAUAAGUGAUGGUCCAAAUCUAGGGUUCAAGGCUUCUUUUAGAUCUCUUGUGUGGAUAGAACCAGGUGUGGUUUGAUGGUAACCUAUAUAAUAUGUUCUGGAUAGAGAAUUUAAAGUGGCUCUCGGCAGUAACUCGGUAACAUCUAGGAUUGUUUCUUUGUAUUUGCAUCUCUCUCGUCAGAUGCUUUACUGGAUCAGAACAGUUGAAUAUCCGGAACAACCUGGUAUUAGAACGAGAAGCAAGGAAUUUCUCUUUUCAGAAAUUGUUGGUACACGUAUAAUGUGAUGCUAAUAGUAAAUGUGGCAUCAGAUCUUGCAAAAAGAGUUAGCACCAACUCUCUCUUCUUUUUUUUGCAUCCAUUACUUGUGAAUCGGUGUGCCAUGCUGUCAUACCUAGCACUUCAAAAUAUGAAACCUUGUGCUUUCAACUGUAUAAUUUCCACCAUCGCAGCCACCUGGAUCAUCAUUAUGAGUUGUUGGACGCAGAUUGUGAUAUUUCUUGUUCAUUGUUGUGACGACUUCCCUGAAAGUUUGGCUCCUUCCUCUUCA